This is a messenger RNA of Scheffersomyces coipomensis, 3117 nucleotides long. It is a transcript of the gene UGA3, whose product is annotated as Uga3p. Bases 1 to 3117 code for a protein of 1038 amino acids. Gene Ontology annotation, cellular component: nucleus. The record is from RefSeq and is a predicted model, not a curated record. NCBI's taxonomy places the organism in Eukaryota, Fungi, Ascomycota, Pichiomycetes, Serinales, Debaryomycetaceae. Gene Ontology annotation, biological process: positive regulation of transcription by RNA polymerase II. Gene Ontology annotation, molecular function: DNA-binding transcription factor activity, RNA polymerase II-specific; transcription cis-regulatory region binding; zinc ion binding. The transcript has a single exon.
AUGUUAGUAACAUUCACUGCCAAGUCUGAGAAGGAUAGUUCCACUUCUCAAAAUGAGAAUAAACCUAAUAAAUCCAAUAACAUCAUACGACAUCCUCCCCCUUCGACAUCUGAUAUUAAUACUGUUGAUAAUAGAAUCUCAAAAGUAUCAUCAUCUACCAUCAAUCAAAAGAAACAUACUAAAUCACCACUACUCCCGUUAGAGUCUGUGUUUGAAAUUUCUACCUCAUCAGCUCCAUCAGCUUCCAAAUCUUCAUCUAAUAGUACAUUUAAAGUCAUCAACAAUUCUCGGGAUUUUUCAUUUAAAAAUUCUAAACGAUCAAGAAAUGGUUGUUUGACUUGUAAAAUCAGAAAGAAGAAAUGUGAUGAAGGUAAGCCUAUUUGUUCAGCCUGUGAGAGAUUAAGUAAAGAAUGUAUUUGGAUCGAUGCUGAUAUGUCAGAAGAUGAAAUUAGAUUAUUAAAGGAAAAAGUUGAACAAGAUGAAAGCAAUAAUAAAUUAAGAAAGAGAAAAGUGAAAUCAGGUGGUGGUAGUCACCAUAAUGAAAAUAAUGUUAAUCAUAAAGUUACUGUCAAACAGGAAAGUUCAUCAAUUUCACCUCCUAUGAUGAUUGAUUCACCUUUUCAACAUCCAUCAUCAAUUUCAACUGAUCCAGUUUCACAAUCAAAUAAUCAUGUUGAACCAAUCGUAGCUUCAGCUUCAUCAAUUUCAUCUUCGGAAUCAAAAUCUCAGGAUGAUUUAUACUCAUCUAUAAGAAUCAAUAAUAAUAUCAAGGCUACUUUUAGUUCAAAUUCUCCAAGUGUUAUAAAUGCAGAACCAUCUUGGAAUAUAAAUCAAAAUCAUCAGAAUGAUGAUAUUUAUCAAUUCGAAACUCAUAUUCAUGAUAGAGGUAUCCUGAUAACUAAAGUCAAUCCAAAUAACAAUAAUAUUAACAUUUCUACAGGUGGCAUCAGCAAUCAUAAUUCUCCAUCCAUAAUCCCUGAAAGUCCUAAAUUAUUCCAAUACAAUAAUUCUGAUUUAAGAUCAACCAUAUCUCCAAGUAUGAGAUACCAUAACAAUAACAAUAAUAAUAACAACAACAACCAAUUUAGAAAAUCAGUAUCCAAUUCAAAUUUAAAUACUAAUUAUGCCUUACUGCCAAAUUCUCCCACUAUUAAGAGUCUAAUGAAUCCCGUAUCAUCGGUUGGCGUAUCAAAUAAUGGUCCUAGGUCAUCCAUAAGAGAAAUAGAAAUAGAUCAUCAAGCUAAUAAACUUGAAAAGAGUCCUAUCCAAAGAAAUUUCGCUCACUUAAAUAAUUAUCACAAUCAGAAUCAGAAUCAGAAUCACAAUCAUCGUGAUAAGGAAAAUUCACCUCCUCCAUUGGAUCUUGAUUCAAGUCGUUCACCUCCUCCAUUAUCUCCACUGGCAUUUUUAAAUUUCAUAAGAGAUUUGAGUAAUGUAAAUAAUAAUGGAGGGAUGACCAAUGAUGAUGAUAAGAAUAAUGAAGAUGAAGAUAAAAUUGUUUUAAUCGAUGAUAACGAUAAAGAAAUCCCAUCUCAUGAAUCAAAUACAGAUUUUAAGGAGUUCUUAGGAUCAUCGAAUUUUUCAGCUGUGAUGGAAUCAAUGGGAUUUGGGAAUGGUAAUAACGAUAACGAUAUAAAUAAUGGUAAUAAUUCUAAUAACAAUCAAGGUUUAAGUCCUACAAAUUCAAAUUCUAGUCUAUUAAUUCCUACAUUGUCUCCGGCAAGUUAUGGUAAUUUAAUCUCAAAUUUAAAUUCAAUGUUAACUCCUUCACCAAGAUUACCACCAUCUCAUAUACCAGAAUUAUCAAACGCAACAAGUUCAUAUUUAUAUAAUUACUAUGUGGAAGUAUUAUCGCGAAAGAUUUCCAUUGCCCCUGUGUCUCAAAAUGAUUCAAACUCUUAUCAAAAGGUGUUUUUACCUUUGGCUCAUAAAGAUAAAGGUGUCCUUUAUGGGAUCUUAGCAUGGGCAGGAUUUUAUUUAGGUGGGACAUGGGCUGAAGAAGGGGUUAAAUAUGUCAAUCUUGCCUUGGAACAUCUUAGUAGUUCAUUGGAUAAAGAGGAUAAUUCGAUGGUUCCUUAUAAUAAUCGAAAUGAAGAUCGGCAAUCGAUAUUAAAUAAAUUGGCUACUUUAUUAAUCUUAUGUGGGGCUGAAAUUUGUAAAGGUGAUGUUAAAUAUUGGUCAGUUUAUCUCAGAUGGGGAUGGAAAAUCUUGAGUUCAAAUGGUGGGAUUUUAAAUUUUAAUAAUCUGAAAGAAGAACAUUGGUUAAUUUCAAAUUUUGCUUAUCAUGAUUUAUUAGCUAGUUCAUCUAUUGAACGAGGAACUUAUUUCUCAUCAAAGGAAUAUAAUACCAUUUUCAUUGAUAAAGAAGGUUAUUCAAGAGGUAAUUUAAGUCCGUUGUUAGGGGUUUCAAAAAAAUUAUAUCGUAUUAUUGGUGAUGUUAGUACCUUGGUUUAUGAGACAAGAAAGACUUUGAACGAAUAUUAUAAACGGGAUUCACCUGCUUCUGAUCAUGGUGGGAUUUCGGAGUCUCCUAAUCAAUACUAUGAAGAUAACUCAAAUAAUAAUACUAAUAAUAAUAAUAAUCAGGACAAUCAAUCAGAAACAAGUGAACAUGGGAAAGUAAGUCGUAUGUUAGAUAAUAUUGUGGAAAAGGCUCGGAAUUUAGAGGCUGAAAUCGAUAAUGCCAGACCCGAACCUCGAGAUUUGGAUGACUUAACAGAUGAAGAAUUAGAAUUACAAUUGACAUUGUUUGAAGCCUUCCAAUUAAGUGCCAAAUUAUUUUUAAAACAGUCGAUUAUGAAAUGUAAUCCAUCCAUGUUGGAAUGUCAAAUUCUUAAUAAUGAUUUAAUGAAAUGUAUCGAUAUCUUGUUAGAUUCACCUGUACAAGCAUCGUUAGUGUUUCCUAUCUUCAUAUCAGGUAUCCAUUGUGUGUCAAAUCUUGAUCGAGAAAACAUGAAACAAAGAGUGGAAAACUUUAUUAAAUUAUAUGGUCCUUGGAAUGUUAGAAGAGCUAAAUAUUUAAUGGAAAAAGUCUGGCAACAGAAUAGAGAUGGUGAUACGGUGGUUGAUUGGCAUUCAAUCUUACGGAAUUUAGACUGGGAUAUUAAUUUUGCAUAG